UCCUUGGCGUGCACUUCUUCCGAGGCCCCCCCUCUUCUUCCCCGCAAAGCAACCCUUUUCUCCCCCCACCCCUCUCUCUCUAUCCUUCAUCGAGACGCCAUUUCCGUACUCGUAAGCUUUUUCCCAAACAAGUAUUUGUUUAUUGGCGAUCGAAGAGCGAGAUCUGAGUUCCUCACAAGUGCUUUUGCUUAUCGAGCUCGAGAUCACUUCUCCGCCCCCAAGUCGUAAUCAGAAGCGCAUUUUUUUUGUUUCGAAGAUGUUGGGGGACUUCCUCACCAAUAUACUUGUGUUGCUGUUCGGAUACGCUUAUCCCGCAUUCGAGUGCUUCAAGAUGGUGGAGCAGAGACCAGGCCAGAUCGAGCAGCUUCGAUUUUGGUGCCAAUACUGGAUUAUUGUUGCAAUCGUCACAGCGUUUGAGAGGCUAGGAGAUGUAUUCGUAUCAUGGUUGCCAAUGUAUGGAGAAGCAAAGUUAGCCUUCUUUGUCUACUUGUGGUACCCGAAAACAAAGGGCAGUGAUCUAGUCUACGACACUUUCCUGCGGCCGUUGGUUAUGCAGUAUGAGCCAAAUAUCGAGCAGAGGUUGCGGCACCUGAGGGCUAGAUCGGGGCAGCUGCUCAUCUUCUACAUCAAAAACUUCACCGACAAAGGAACGCAAAUGUUCCUCGAGGUCCUUAAAUAUGUGGUCUCUGAGAAAUCUAGACUAGUAGACUCCGAGGGGAACAAGCGGUCGGGAUCGCACCCGAUCACGAUCAAGCGGCCGACCGUCUUCGACGAGCUCACGGCCGACGAGUGGCGGCCGGAGGCUUAUGCCGACGCGGUUGAAUCCCCACGCGCUGCUGCACGUGCGAAGCCGCGGCGCUCCUGGUUCAGCAAGCACUAGGGAGGAUACGUGUGUAAAGUGAAACAGGAGAGUACAUAGAAUACAAUGUGGAUGCGAACUUGCCAAGAUAGGAUCAUGCAGAUUUAUAGAUGAAACAGUGGUGAUUGUUAUUUUCUUUUUGUAUUUUCUUUUUUCUUUCUUUUUUUCCCCCUAUUUCCUUUCUUAGCACUAAUUAUUAUUUGAUUAAAUUCACAAAUCCCUAUCUGUUAGCAUC
This is a messenger RNA of Ananas comosus (pineapple), 1094 nucleotides long. RefSeq names its product putative HVA22-like protein g. The coding region runs from base 257 to 880 and encodes 207 amino acids. The record is from RefSeq and is a predicted model, not a curated record. Lineage: Eukaryota; Viridiplantae; Streptophyta; Magnoliopsida; Poales; Bromeliaceae. The transcript is spliced from 6 exons.